CAGGACGACAAUCCCCACAUUACCUAACUGCAACCCGUCACUUGUUCCGUACUAUCGACAAUGUCGGAGGAGGAAUAUAAGGAUUAUCUCGCCGCGAGAGUGCUCACGGAGAGCAAGCCAGUCACGUACAGGCUGCUGUCACGCGCGCUCCAGGUCAAUGUGAACGUCGCCAAGUUGAUGCUCUUUGACUUCCAUCAGAAACAAAACGCGAGAAAAUCCAAGUCCGUUCACGCAACCUACCUCAUAACCGGCACAAGACAUAUCACCAAAAGCACCAAUGGCGUCAAUGGAGAGGAUACUGCUAUGCCAAGCUCCUCGUUUAUGAGCACGAUGUCAGAUACUGAGGACGCCGAGGAAGAAGUGCCUGUCAAGAAGACCACAAUUCUCCUUGUUCGCGAAGAGGAACUCGAGAAAACCCGCGCAGAGUUCGAAGAUGAGACGUCGAUUCACAUUUACAGUCUCGAGCCAGGGCCAAUUGAGAACUUGAACGUACUUUCAGCAUGUAACCACGAGAUAGCUACGGAAUAUUUGGACGAAGAUCCUCUCGCGCGCUGGAAGACAUAUGGGACGAUACACAAUCCUCACGUCAAGCGAAGGACUGUCAAAUAUGCUCCUCCAGCCGCUGCUCCCGCUCCGAAAACUGCAGCAACACCUGCUGCCAAGCCCCUCGCAAAAUCAAUCGUCGUCGCACAGACGAAGAAGAAGGAACCCUCCGCACCCGCGAGUAAAGGGAGUGUCUCCGGAGACAACACCUCAGGACGAUCAACGCCGCAGCCAGCGCCUGGGCCCAGUACCCUCAGGAGAUCAGAUUCAAAAUCAGGUGCUAAGAAGGACACGGCCGCUGGAGAUAUCUUUAAGUCUUUUGCGAAGGCAAAGGCAAAGCCGAAGGAGGCUGCGAAAUCCAAGGAGUCAACGCCUGCGCCUGUUGAAGAUGAACCUAUGCUAGGCAUGUCUGAAGACGAAGGGGACGAUGAUGAACCUGAAGUCAAAGUAGACGAGGAGAAGAACGAGGCAGCUCGCAAGGCCCGUGAGGAGCGUGCGGCAAAGCUGCGUAAGAUGAUGGAGGAUGACGACGAUGAGAUGCUGGACGCGCCAGCGGCGGACGAGAAGGACUCACAGGCAACAAUGACAGACGCGGCGGACACACCUAGUCAACCCGAAGUUGAACCUGCAGUUACUGUGGAGGGUGGUAGGAGACGAGGUCGAAGACGAGUAACAAAGAAGAAGAAGGUCAAGGACGAGGACGGUUAUCUUGUAACCAAAGAGGAGACUGUGUGGGAGUCCUUUUCUGAAGAUGAACCGGAACCCAAGAAGCUCAAACCUGCACCCUCUAAGCCAGCAGCCGCAGCGAAGGGAAAGAACGCUGGCAAGAAGGGCCAAGGCAGUAUCGCCAGCUUCUUCAAGAAGGCGUAGGUUUUGCCUGGCUGGAACUUUCAUCCGUGUCUGGAGCGCAUGCUCAGUUUGGCUGUCGAGAUGAAGCUCGAAUCUACAAAAUAUUUUGCUUCAUACAUCAAUUCAAUACUCAAGACGAUACUC
Dothidotthia symphoricarpi CBS 119687 is the source of this 1536-nucleotide messenger RNA. RefSeq lists its product as uncharacterized. The coding region runs from base 61 to 1413 and encodes 450 amino acids. The record is from RefSeq and is a predicted model, not a curated record. Gene Ontology annotation, molecular function: DNA-directed DNA polymerase activity. The transcript is spliced from 9 exons. NCBI's taxonomy places the organism in Eukaryota, Fungi, Ascomycota, Dothideomycetes, Pleosporales, Dothidotthiaceae. Gene Ontology annotation, cellular component: delta DNA polymerase complex; nucleus. Gene Ontology annotation, biological process: DNA replication; DNA synthesis involved in UV-damage excision repair; nucleotide-excision repair, DNA gap filling.